Abrus precatorius (Indian licorice) is the source of this 885-nucleotide messenger RNA. RefSeq names its product dehydration-responsive element-binding protein 3-like. The record is from RefSeq and is a predicted model, not a curated record. Bases 81 to 647 code for a protein of 188 amino acids. The transcript has a single exon. Lineage: Eukaryota; Viridiplantae; Streptophyta; Magnoliopsida; Fabales; Fabaceae. Gene Ontology annotation, biological process: regulation of DNA-templated transcription. Gene Ontology annotation, molecular function: DNA binding; DNA-binding transcription factor activity.
GGCGCUUUAAUUAAACUCCCUCCAACUUCACUUUCCAUGCCGUGGCGCUUUAAUUAAACUUCCUCCAACUCCCAUUAACAAUGGGCAUUUCUUCCCCGCAAAACUCAGAGACAGAGUGUACCUCAAACUCAUCUCCACAAUCAAAGAAAAUAAAACGCAUUCGAGACACUAACAAACACCCAGUGUACCGUGGAGUGCGCAUGCGAAACUGGGGUAAAUGGGUCUCUGAAAUUCGUGAACCCAGGAAGAAAUCGCGCAUAUGGUUAGGCACAUUUCCGACGCCUGAAAUGGCUGCAAGAGCUCAUGACGUGGCAGCACUCAGCAUCAAAGGUGCCAACGCAAUCCUCAACUUCCCCGAGCUGGCUAACUCCCUCCCUCGACCGGCUUCGCUCGCGCCACGCGAUGUCCAAGCCGCCGCAACAAAAGCCGCGCACAUGGACAGUUUCGACUCGCUCUCUUCAACAUUCUCUUCUUCUGAUGAGUUGAGCCAGAUAAUAGAGCUUCCCUCGUUGGAAAGUGAUGGGUCUGAAAAGGAGGUUGUCUUGAUGGACUCUGUUGAUGCGUGGAUGUAUCAGCCACCGUGGCUAAACACCCCUCAAGAAGAAGAAGAGUUUGGUUUUCAGAGUUUGAUUUGGAAUAAUUAUUGAAUCUCUGUGUCUUGUGUUGUAUAAAAAUAUUAGCAUAUUUCUUUUUCUCAUUUCAUUUUUCUUACUCUUCGUUUUGGUGUGUCUAAGCUAAGCUGUGCUAUGCAGCCACUUGUGGUUCUUCUUUCAGUGGCUGCCACUUCCUCAUCUUGUAAUAACUUCUUCAUUUUUCUGGUGUUUUUGUUUCCCUUCCCUCUCAUUUUAGUUGUAAAUUGCUAGAAAUAAAUUGAAAGCACCCUGU